GGAUGUAUGUAUUGCUUAAAAGUUCACUAAACAUGAUUGCAAAAAGUACUUCAUUUUCACUCAAAGUGUCUGUUUUCUCCACUGUAAAAUAAACAUGCCAACACUGCUCAGUUUUCAACCCCCCCCCCCAUGGGCUUGCUUGCAUUUGUAUCUAUAACAUAUAUCUAUACAUUUAACAGGAUCAAGAAGACAAACAAGUAUGGCAUGUUUCGAGAGGGCGUCGCCAGCACUGAAGCAGAUUCUGCUCCAACUCUAUCGCGCUGAUAAGCCUUUGGCAAUCGAACACCAUUUGCAUGAAUUCGGAUCUUUGCAAUACCACAUUCAGUCGUAUGCUUCAGAACCACAUCAUGCCUACCUGUCUAUCUCAACCCCUCUUCUAUCCACGGGAUCCUCAAUCUCAACCGGACUUCCUCAUUACACCAUCGAGACCGUGAAGAGAAUUUCUCAAGAAGUUGUCGAGAUAGUUGAACCAGCAAGAUUAGGAUAUCAGCUAACUCUAAAGCUCAACUUUGCUAAAAUUCCACGGAAGAAAGAUGCAGUAAAAAUAAUAACAGAGAUUUCAUCGGUGCAAGCUGUAAUUCUGAGCUCUCAGCUAAGAGAAAUAUUGAGGAACGUUAACACUCAGGAGAUAUCUCAGGGGAAUUACAAACCAAUUAAACUUGUCUAUCAUCCUAGGGAGCCUUUCUAUGUUGUUAAACAGCCAGCAAAGCUGACUGCAGUUUUCCCAAUUCGCUUUAAAGAGGAUUCAGAGGUGGUUAUCGCAAAGGCCUUCUUUCAGGAGCUUGUGGAUGUUGGAAGCUCAGGAGCGUGUGCUAGGGCACCUCCUUGCUACUGGUCGCCUAUUCCACCUCCCGAGUUAAGAGGAGAAUCUAUGGAAGAUUUGAGCACUAAUGGAGGGUUUGUCUCAUUUGAAAUAUCCCCGCGACACGUUGAAGGCAAGAAACUAGACAAGACCGUAUGGAACCUGCUCAACUUCAAUGCAUUAGUAAAAUAUCAUGUAAAGUGCACCAAAGGCUUUGUGCAACGAAGGAUGAGAAGCCGUUUGGAAAGCUUGGUUGAGGCCCUGCAGCAACCAUUCAUGGAAGAAGAUCACCAAAUCAAGAAAGUCAAAGGACGUAGAGGCGUAAAGAAACUGUUAAAAUUUACAAGAUGUACCAUACUCCUGAGAAGAUGGAACUUGGCAAAAAAGAUGAAGAUGAUUCGUUCCAGAAUAAGAAUCCACGGAUUCGGUAAGUUUCAAAAACGGUGGUUGACACUUCCGAGUUUCGCGUCUGUAAAGAGCUAUCAGAAGUUGGACAAAUCUUGUUCUUUUCGUUCAUCUUAGAGAAACAAAAUGUCUGAUUGCAGCAACAUUUGUAAGCAUAAUGAUAUCAAGAAGACAAGAACUAAUACAUCAAACAGCACUCUUAUAAGAAUCAAAUUAAUAAGACAACUUCCCUAUUCAGCUUAAGGGGCUGUGCAAAUUUCUCAACAAUAACUAUUGUGGAACCCCAUAUUAAUCUCCAUAAGAGCCAUUGAGGAGAAAAUUAGGGUUUCAACAUAUAUCGAGUAGAAUUGAUCCAAUUCGAUUUGAGAAUCCAAAAUCCCCCCUCCACAGGCUCAAAUUGUCCCCAAAUGUCAAGCAGAUAAUCUCCAAAAGAGUAAUCUGAAUAGGGUUUCACAUGGUAUCAACACUUGGGGACAAUCUGUACUCAUCUAGACUCUGUUAGAGUAAUGUAAUGGGUUCCUCGUGUUCUGAUAACUAUGAAUAUACAUGAUCUAAGUGGUUCUCGAGAAAAUUGAAUCUGAUACUCGUUUAGUGAGCAAAUUUCUCACAGAUAUAUUGAA
This is a messenger RNA of Cynara cardunculus var. scolymus (artichoke), 1827 nucleotides long. Its product is annotated as actin-related protein 2/3 complex subunit 2B. Gene Ontology annotation, molecular function: actin filament binding; structural constituent of cytoskeleton. Lineage: Eukaryota; Viridiplantae; Streptophyta; Magnoliopsida; Asterales; Asteraceae. The transcript has 10 exons. Gene Ontology annotation, cellular component: Arp2/3 protein complex; actin cytoskeleton. The coding region runs from base 200 to 1324 and encodes 374 amino acids. Gene Ontology annotation, biological process: actin filament polymerization; Arp2/3 complex-mediated actin nucleation. The record is from RefSeq and is a predicted model, not a curated record.